UCAUUCAAAUUAUGAAACUCUCAACUCCAACUACAUCUUGUUCAAAUGUAUCUCCCUCAACUUCAUCCAACACACCAAUGUGUAGCUCCAAAAGGACCUCUACAGGUUGUCUCACAGCCAUCAUGCACAAGAUUCUCUGUUCUGGAAAUCUUCCGAAAGAUUCGUCGAAUCAAAUUACAGAAUUUGAUUCAACAAACUCCGUUCUGAGUGCUGCUGAGGAGAAUUAUAUGGCUGCUGCUGCUGCUGUUACUCCUCCUCCUCCAUUAGUGGCAAGGUUGAUGGGUUUGGAAUCAAUGAUACCUUACGCGUUGAAACCGGGUUCACUUUCGCGUAGCAAAUCGUUGAACUCUAUGGACUAUUUGGGAGAAAGUGAUGGAAAAGUUCUGAGUCUAAAUCACAAGAGGGUUAACUCAACACUGUCAUUUAGGGAACCUCCGACUUUUCGAUUAAGUGAAAAUGAUAACUUUUUUGUGCUUAGCUUUGAAAAUGAAGGUGAGAAUGCUAAAGCAUUGAAAUCCAAUGGGAGAAAAAAGCAAACGGGUUGUUCGGAAUCGAAGCAGAAAGUGGCAGCAACAGAGAGAAAUGAACUGAAGGAGAAGAAGAACAAGAAGGAAAAUGUUUAUGAUGAGAGGAAUUUGAUUGAGAAAGAGAAAACGAGCAAAAGGGUGUCGAAUAAACUUCAAGAAAUCACUAACACUUCGCGUCAGUUCAAGGCUUUGUCCGAAAAGAAGAGUUUUGAUUCAGAAGCAGUUGAAUUGUUGAAGCCGAGGAACUAUAACGAAGCCGUGGUUGGCGAGAAGUUGCAGAAGAGGAAGAGGAUUAGGAAGAAGAGAACAAAUUGUUGUGCAGAAAAGAAGAUAGAAACUGAAUGCAUUAAAUCAGAAGAUACGAGUCCUGUUUCUGUUCUUGAAUUCGACCGCAAAUCUUGCGCAGCAGGCGUAGAUUCUGUUGCGGUUGGUUUGAAUUCGAGAAGAAAGUUAACACCAGAGCUUGAAAAGGGGAAGCCUGUUAUUAUGCGUUCCGAUGAUAAUUUGAUGAUUGAUGAGAAGAAAGAUAAGGAAAUUGAGAAGAACAAAUGUGAAGAAUCAGAGAAGAAAGUGAAGAAGAUGAAGGAGUAUGUAGAUAUUUGGGGUGAAGCAUGCAAGCUAGUUGAAGAUGAAUUGGGUGGUUCGAAGAAUCAAGUUGAUGCAUGGAUGAAAGAACAAUGUGCUGAUUUUGAGUCAGAAAUUUUUGAUCAAAUGUUGAAUGAAGUGGUAAGUGAACUUGUUGGGUAACACCACUUAGAAGUUAGUAACUUCAAAAUUUUGUAAAAAAAUUAGAAGAUAUGUAUAAAGAUUGGAGAACAUUUCAAUUUACAUUUCCAGUUUUUACUAGUUUGUAUGCUAUGGCACACUGUUUUAUACUUGCGCACAUA
Messenger RNA from Vicia villosa (hairy vetch), 1414 nucleotides. RefSeq lists its product as uncharacterized. The record is from RefSeq and is a predicted model, not a curated record. NCBI's taxonomy places the organism in Eukaryota, Viridiplantae, Streptophyta, Magnoliopsida, Fabales, Fabaceae. The transcript is spliced from 2 exons. Bases 12 to 1274 code for a protein of 420 amino acids.